AUGCAAAAUAAAGGGCUAAUCCGGGAUCGAACCGGAGACCUUUGCUGGAUUGACGAAAUGCUUAGCAAUUACACUGGAUUAGUUAGCAAUCUGAUCUUCUUCAAAAAGUCCAAAAAGUUCCAAAAGGACAUUAUUCAAAGUCUCGAGAAAAAGAAAACUUACUGGGAAAGAUUUCUCACUACAAAUACUGAUACUAGACUUUGUUAUCAAUCUAAUAACAAAAUAGAAUACAAAAGAAAAACUAAGCACUUGAAUAUAUUGAUAUUGGCGAGAAUUAUACAUACUGCACUAAACAACCUUCAUACUAUUUUGGUCCCAUAUGAUCCAUCAGAUACUAAUAUGAUCUUUGAAAAAGCUCGCCAAUUACACUAUGAGAUUCAAAAGAUUUCGAGAAGGGCAAAUGCUCUAGUUCCAAUGAACAAUAUAACCAGUAAAUCAAAUGAAAUUCGCAAUCAGAACGGCAACCUCUUAACGGACAAAAGUGAACAUUCCAACAAGGACAAGGAAAUGCCCAACGUUGAGGACGAGGACAAGGAAAUGCCCGACAACAAGGGUCAGAGUGGACAGUAUUCGUACAUGGGAAAGUACUGGGAAGGCCUAAACUCAAAUAAGGAAAAAUCCAUAUAG
Molecule: messenger RNA, 627 nt
Organism: Botrytis deweyae
Lineage: Eukaryota; Fungi; Ascomycota; Leotiomycetes; Helotiales; Sclerotiniaceae
Exons: 1
Coding region: 1-627 (208 amino acids)
Source: RefSeq, a predicted model, not a curated record